AACCUUGGACAACAUGCCGCUUCCAAGCGAGUCGCGCCGCAGCAACUUUGUGAGCGUCCGGACCUGAAUCAUCCUCCUCAGCCUCACAUCCCUCCACCCUGACACCGAACCUCACACAGUCCCACCCGAGCCCCGGCAUGUGGACGUGGCGCACCUGAGGACCUGGGACUACACAUGUUGAGGAGCAACCUCAACUUCCAGAAGACACUUUCAUUUGGAGUUUCUCUGUUUGGAGGCGUCCUGCUGAAAUGGGUGAAGUGUGGACGAGCUGCUGCGUCCUGCUGGCGGCUCUCUGUGGACUAGGGUUCGGACUCAACCCCAACACAUGCGAAGAAGUGCGCAAAGUUUUCCAACUCAGGCAAAUUGGACCCAUUCAAUUAUCGCCUUUAAGUCCCAGAGCAGGUUCAGACCUCCAGGUGUGCUCGUCCAAGAACCUGACCUGCUGCACCAAGAAGAUGGAGGAGAAGUACCAGGUGGCGGCUCGGAGAGACAUCCAGAACCUGCUCCAGAUGUCCAGCACCAGCCUGAAGUUUCUAAUCUCGCGCAACGUGGCCGCUUUUCAAGAGACCUUUGAGCUUCUGAUGAGGCACGCCGAGAAUCACACCAUCGCCGUCCUUCAGGGGUUACACCACAGCAUGGCCGAUCAGGCUGCGGGCCCUGUGCGAGAACUCUUCACUGACAUCAGUCUCUUCCUGCUGGGGUCCGAGCUCAGCGUUGAUGAGUUGGUGCAGAGGUUCUUCGACGCUCUCUUCCCGGUUGUCUACAGUCACCUCAUCAACCCAGGUCCUGGCGAGAUAUCCCCAGGCUACGCUGAGUGCGUGAGGUCGUCGAGACGCGACGUGAGACCGUUUGGUGGGGCGCCCGGCCUCCUGGCAGAUCAGAUCGCUCGCUCCGGGGUCUCCGGGAAGCUCCUUCUCCAGGCGCUGCACCUCGGCAUCGAGGUCAUCAACACCACAGACCACUUGCAGCUGAGCCGCGAGUGCAGACGGGCCCUGCUGAAGAUGCACUACUGUCCUCACUGCCAGGGCUUAACAGAGUCGAAGCCCUGCAUGGGUUACUGCCUCAACGUGAUGCGGGGCUGUUUGGCGAGCAUGGCCGAGAUCGACGCCCACUGGAGGGAGUUCGUCCACUCGCUGGAGGGCCUGUCGGCGCGGAUGCAAGGACCUCAGGACUUAGAGCAAGUGCUUCUGGGAGUUCACGCGCUGCUUCGUGACGCUGUCGGACAUGCUCAGAAAAGUGGACCCCGCCUCUCGGCACAGGUGCACAAACUGUGUGGCACGCCGAGCAGGAAGCCAACCCAGUUAGUCAGCAUCCAGCUCAGCAGCAGCAGCAGCAAAGACUCCGUCCCUCUUAAAGCUCCGGUUAGACCACUUGGAGACUCGCUCGCUGUCAGGAGAAGGGACUUCCUGAGCAGCAUGCGUCACUAUCGUACGUACUAUGGCGGCCUGGCAGAUCAGCUGUGUGUGAGCGAGCUGGUGUUUGGAGACGGGCAGUCCUGCUGGAAUGGAACGGACAUCGUAAAAAGCUACACCCUCCGUGUGGUCGGCAAUGGGAUAAAAGCUCAGAGUGGAAACCCAGAGGUCAAGGUGAAGGACGCCGACCCUGUGAUAAAUCAAAUCAUCGACAAACUCAAACACAUCAAUCAGCUGUUGCAGGGAAAGUCCAUUCCUAAACUGGGCUCACUGGACCAGAUUGAAACAGGCAGUGGAGACGGGGAGGGACGUUACAGCGGAGACUGCGAUGAUGAGGACGGUUGUGGAGGUUCGGGUGGUGGCGACGUUAAGAGGAAAGUCUCAAGAGUCUCCAAAAUGAGCCCAGAUGUGACCGGCGAUCACAGACAUCAUCAUCAUUAUCAUCAUCCACCCGUCGAGGACUCGGAGAUGGAGGGCAGAUCCAGGGCUCUCAGACUGACAGGAGCCGUCUGGGUCUUGAUGUUGCCUUGUCUACAUAUGCUCCCGGCCUUGUAACAGCUGCAUUUUUGCAGCGUGAAACUUUCAAGACUUGAUUUCAAGCUUAUUUAUCCAGAAAUGAAAAAAGGGCCAGUGGACGUAUUGUGCUCCAGUGUAAUGCAGCAGCACUUCGAAACAGUGCAGAAACACGGCGGGAGUGAAUUCAUCGAGCGGAAAAGAGACGAGACACUGGGGCUCCUGUCAGAGAGCAAACGGUUCAGCUUUGCAAAUAUUAUCUGUCCUGUUGUUUUUUUUAUCAGUUACCUGCUGUUUUUUUUAGCACUAAUAAUGAACUAUAACAACCAAUUUCACAAAUGUAAGUACUGCACACAUUGUAAAAAUGUCUUAGUAAUUUAAUGAUCUGUAGAUGCAUAUUAAUGGUGGAUUUGAAAUUUAAAAUAUUUUUACAAGCCCAAUUUAAAAAAGCCUGUUAUUCUUAUACCAAAAGAGGGAAACAUGAACUUUUUCUUUUCAGAUCGUGUGAAGUGAAGUGUUGAGUGUGUGCUGUAUGUUCUUCUGCAUUUUCCAACACUGCCGGAGCAAACAUGGAUUCAAGACAUCUGCUUCUCUCCACUCGGAGCAGCUCCCGUGCUGUUCUGGGUCCAUUUAAUUGGCACAUUUCAAUUGCAAAAUUGACCUAUAACGCUGCUGCUGAGAGACACGGUGAAAGGAGAGGGUAGGCUGGAGGAAGUGGGGAGGGAAGUAAGAGAAUUCAUACUCCUUUCUUCUUUAGAAAUAGAUUAGUUUCCUCAGGAGUCCAUUAUCAUCUUUCAAACUCAAUCCUGCUCUGGCUUCAUGGGCCUGGAUAGCUGCUGAUAGCUCCUGGAGCCACUGGCGAGGAAGAAUCCAUUCACCUCUACCUGCUGCAGGACCUGACAGCGUGCUGCUGGUGUGUGGCUGCCACAGUCUGUGUGCAGAGAGAGAGGGAAAGGGAUAUGUGUAUUCACGUGUGCCAAGCUCGUCAGGUCAUUUCUUCUGUGGCUCACGCGUGUAGGACCUAAACAAAAAUCACCUUUUGAGAUGAAGUUGAAGCGAAAAUGGUUCUCUUUACUGCCAAGGAUCACUCUUCAUAUACAGUAUAAUGUACAGUAUAAUGUUCAUAUAUACAUGCAGUUUAUUCCACAGAAAUAAACUUGGGAAACAUUAAAGCUGCUCCUGUUGAUAAAUUAGCUAAGAGAUUUGAGACAUUAGCUUCAGUCUCCACCCGGUUAUUUCUAUAUGGGUGGACAGACAGAUCUGUGUCUUCUCAUAUUAUCAUCACAGUCAAAAUUAUGUUAACAUUAUUACGAAGAUGAUGAAGUGACCUUAAUUUCAAUCAAUCAAAUUUUAUUUGUAUAACCCAUAUUCACAAAUCACAAAAAAAUGAUGAGGGUAAACAUUUUGAAGAAUAACUUCAAUACUGUGUGUCAAGCAGUACUGCUGCAAUCAUAGUAAUAAAUAAAGUUAUUUAGCAAUUAAAUUAUUCUUAUGAACGUCGUAUUCCAUUCGUCUAGACUUAGAACUGAACAAAUGCAAAUUGGAUUUUAUCUGCAGCUUUUCUCUUUUCAGCCAAAGGCUUAAUCUGCUCAGGUACUCAUGAAAUAAAGUUCUGUAUUCAUUUUAA
Pleuronectes platessa (European plaice) is the source of this 3552-nucleotide messenger RNA. RefSeq names its product glypican 5a (gene gpc5a). The record is from RefSeq and is a predicted model, not a curated record. Gene Ontology annotation, cellular component: cell surface; plasma membrane; extracellular region. Bases 249 to 1967 code for a protein of 572 amino acids. The transcript has 9 exons. Gene Ontology annotation, biological process: cell migration; positive regulation of canonical Wnt signaling pathway; regulation of protein localization to membrane. Lineage: Eukaryota; Metazoa; Chordata; Actinopteri; Pleuronectiformes; Pleuronectidae.